CCAACCUGGAGUCUGUCGAUCUGUCUUUAAGUCCUCAAUGAGUGGAGCAAUAAUUAGUUUUAGAUUUAAGCUGUAACAGCCUUUGAGCCUCUUUCAUCCAGCCGCGCGCCACCAUGACGCAUAUCGCUCCUCUUGUUACUGUCAUUUUAACAUCAUCACUCCUGACACUUACGGCUGCAGAAGCCUCGAUCCUCUGCACCUGGACGAAAGUUUUCCCCACAGGAGAAGUGCACUACAGUUUUCUGCGGCAGGCCUCUCCAUCUCCGCGGCUCUACCACAGCGCCUGGUCCGGGGAGCGCACUCUGCUCAGCUGCGCUUGGAGCGACGACGCAGGAGUGAUCCAGAACUAUUUCUCUCUGUGCCGGGAGCUCACGCACGAGUUUUCCGAUAAUCCAGAUGAAAAGCUCGAUGUGCGGUCCCUGAUUGAGGCAGAGGAUCUGUGCGUCUCUCUGGCAUCUCCAGGGGUCGGCGGGCGCGGGGAGCGCACAGGGAAGAGGCCGGUAAGGAGCGUUGGUGGCCACACCGAGGCCGGUUCACCGCCUGAGAAUCGUCAAGGUCAGGCUGAAGGGUCAGAGGUCAUGACCCAUCGGCGUGUAAAGCGCGGCUUCAUUGUACCAGGGACUCUCUGGUGCGGCUCUGGCAACAAGGCGCCAUCAUAUGAGGAUUUGGGGGUGUUUGCAGAAACAGACAGCUGUUGCCGGGAACACGACCAGUGCAAAAACACCAUCCUGUCCUUUCACUCAGAGUUCGGUGUCUUCAACAGCAACAUCUUUACCAUGUCUCACUGUGACUGUGACAACAAGUUUCGCAGUUGUCUGAUGGAGGCGAGUGACAGCAUAUCUGACGUAGUGGGAUAUACCUUCUUUAACCUGCUGAAGAUGCAUUGCUUUGAGUUCUCCCACCGACUCCAGUGUACACAGAGAAACUGGUUUGGAAUGUGCAAAGAGACUAAAAUGGCUCUAUAUGCUGAGGUCCAUCCACCCACACAGUACGAGUCUCCCGAUCCAACAGAGGUCAGCAGGAACAGUACCAGCUCCAUCAUAAACACUACCGUACCCACAGAGCUACUGGAGAGCAGCACGUCAGACCCACAGCUCUUCUCCAUCACUGCUGCAGCAUCCAUGGCCCCUACACCUUCAGCCAGUUCCCCCUCUGCCUCCAUCACCCCUGUUACUCACUCCACAGUCACAACCACAUCAGAGGGACCUACAGGACCAGUAUCUGAGAGUAGAGACCAUUUGGAGAGCACUUUACCAACCAAAAACCAAACUCUGUCUGAGCCGGAUGCUGACAUCACAGAGAAGACGCUGUCAUGUGCUGUCUACAAGGAUCUUGAUGAGUGCAGGAACAAGAUCCUUCCCCAGAAGAAGAAAUACGGCCUCCACAACCCGGAGGCCACAACGCUGUACCACUGCAACUGUACCACCAGAUUAUUCCAGACUUUGGCUAAACAGAGACAACUGACUGAAGUACAGGCGCUUCUGCUGGGACAUGUGUCUCAAUCCUGCUUCCUGCCACAGGACUGCACAUCAGGCAAAAUCUGUACAGCAGUUCUGGUGAAAGCAGAGCUUCCUCAGCUGGACCAGAAGAGCAGUGCAGACAUGGAGGAACAGCGCCAUCUACAGGCAGUCAAACUGAAGGUGAGGAGGCCAAACACCAGGAGCGCAAAGAGAAAAGUCCGGCUUCACAAACUGUGUCUCAGGAUGGUCCGGCCCAGACUCAACAAGACCAGAAAACAAGGUCAAGAUGCACAUCGGCCGACUGUAAGACAAAGAGAACUCGUCUGAAUGUGAAUAUUAUGGAGCGUCAAAAUGUUCAAUAUUCGAUAGAUAAAUAAGACAUCAUGAAAUCAUAUGAAUAAAUACAGAGAAAACCUUGAAA
Siniperca chuatsi (mandarin fish) is the source of this 1881-nucleotide messenger RNA. RefSeq names its product phospholipase A2 group III (gene pla2g3). NCBI's taxonomy places the organism in Eukaryota, Metazoa, Chordata, Actinopteri, Centrarchiformes, Sinipercidae. The coding region runs from base 114 to 1787 and encodes 557 amino acids. The transcript has 7 exons. Gene Ontology annotation, molecular function: A2-type glycerophospholipase activity. Gene Ontology annotation, biological process: arachidonate secretion; phospholipid metabolic process. The record is from RefSeq and is a predicted model, not a curated record.